Messenger RNA from Lodderomyces orthopsilosis Co 90-125, 1548 nucleotides. RefSeq names its product retromer subunit (gene VPS17). Bases 1 to 1548 code for a protein of 515 amino acids. Gene Ontology annotation, biological process: retrograde transport, endosome to Golgi; intracellular protein transport. The transcript has a single exon. Gene Ontology annotation, molecular function: phosphatidylinositol-3-phosphate binding. Gene Ontology annotation, cellular component: retromer complex; endosome; retromer, tubulation complex. Lineage: Eukaryota; Fungi; Ascomycota; Pichiomycetes; Serinales; Debaryomycetaceae. The record is from RefSeq and is a predicted model, not a curated record.
AUGGAUUACGCUGACGACUUUGAAGAUAAUAACCCAUUUGCUAGAUUUGAAGAUGAUGAAGCCUCACAUUUUGAGCCUCAAGUGGAAAGUCUGACGCCGCAGGAGCAACUGAUCGAAAAUGUUGGGUUCGCAAACCAAGAAAACCAAGACACCGAGGCUGAUCAAGACCUCAUAUCAAAAACUGAUUUACGGAAGUUGAUACCAGAACGAUUCAGCCAAAAGUAUAGUUUACAUAUUAAGCUCGUAUCCAUUGAAAGGAACAAACCAGAAAACCCAAUUUUACGAUUGUCUGUUCGUGUGCAAGGACUUCCUAAAUUCAGACAAAAGGAAUACGAAGAUGUACGUCGCACCUUUAAUGAAGUAGUCAAAUUCAACAAGUACUUGGCGGUGUCGAAUUUGGAAGUAUUUGUCCCCGUAAUCCCAAGCUCAGUUACUUCUUACCCAACUGGCGGGGAGGACGAAAAGAAGCAAUUAAUAUUUGUAUGGCAAGAGUGGUUUGAUCGAAUCACUUCAAAUCCGAUUCUUAUCCGAGAUGAGGAAUUUGUGUUUUUUGUCGAAAAUGAUUUUGGAUACAGUGUAAUAAACAGCAACAAAAAGUCCUCAGUCGCAAGUGGGUUAAUGAGAAAAACUUUGAAACAAUUUCCUGUUCCCGAUGAUCCUUUCCUAGAGUUGGCGGGGUUUAGACCAACUAUAAAGAAUGCGUAUUUGUUGUGUCAAAGAUUGCAUCGAUUGCUCGAUAAAGUAUCUAAAAGUGAAAAACAAUUAUCAAUACAUGUAUAUAAUAUGUCAAAUAAAUUGACUGUGUUGUCACAAUUUGAAACCACCCAUCCUGGUAUGAAAAAUAUGUGGGAAAAAUUGGGCAAAGUGGUCCAGGUACAGUCGGAUCUUUUGCUUGUGGAAUCAAUUGGUGAGAUGGGUGUCUUGGGCGAUGGUAUUCAAUACUUUGCCAAUGAUUUUUACGAGAUUAAGGAAGCUCUAACUAAUCGGUAUUUGAUUAUGCGGGAGUUGCUACAGGCUGAGGCUCAAACUAACGCAAAGCACGUCCAUGCCAACAAAAUGAAAAACAAAGCCUCCUUGGAUCCUAUAAAAGUCGAUGAGGCAUUGAGAGCAUUAGAGUAUGCCUCGAAAGUACAGGAGCUGCUAAACUUACAAGUCAAAAGAAUAUCGGGAGAAAUGUUGUUUGAAAAAGACGAGGUUGUCGAUUUUGUCGAAAAGAAAUUUAAAAGCUUACUAAAGGCUUAUGCUCUACACAAAAUAGAUCAUCAUCGGAAAAUUUUGAAGAAGUUUGAAGCUAUCCGAUUGGACGUUAGAAGUGUUGACGAACGUGGUGGCUUGUCACGUCUCAACCGUGACAAUUUGGCCAGUAUCAAGCACAAUUUGCUCCAAUCGCAAGCCCCUUCAGGUGAUUCAUGGUCUUCACGAACGUUUAGGUCGUUAGAGAAGGAAGAGGAGACGAAACAAAAAAGUAAGCCCCAAACAUCUUCCUUACAAGCAAGUUCGGUGGAUGCGAAAAAUGCCGCUAGUUUGCUAGGUGUAGCCACAUUUUAG